Messenger RNA from Impatiens glandulifera, 3694 nucleotides. Its product is annotated as PH, RCC1 and FYVE domains-containing protein 1. Bases 380 to 3511 code for a protein of 1043 amino acids. Lineage: Eukaryota; Viridiplantae; Streptophyta; Magnoliopsida; Ericales; Balsaminaceae. The transcript is spliced from 9 exons. The record is from RefSeq and is a predicted model, not a curated record. Gene Ontology annotation, molecular function: metal ion binding.
CAUCAACUCAUCAUGGAAGAGAAGAAAAGAGAAUCUCUCUUCCUCUCCUAACUUCACAAUAAUAAUAAUAAUAAGAUUGAAAGAAAGAAAGAGAAUCAGCCAUCAACAAAAGCGGAGCAAAUGAUAUGAUUGAUUCCAUUCCAGCUCCUUCCAAGUUCUCUUUUGCUUCUUUUCUCUCCGAGGAUUCUUCUGAAAUUUCUUCGAACCCUCUUCUCUGCAUAACCCAAGAUGCAAGAAUCUGAAAUCGCAUUUCUUAUUUCUCCAACAUUCUCUUAAAAGCUUUUUAGCACAAACCCUUCCCCUUAUACUCGUGCAACUUUCUCUUUUCCACGCAAAAUCUAAAGAUACCCAUAUAUCCCCUCAUGAAAUUCUCUGCAAAAUGAGCGAACUUUUCUGUCCAUCAACUCCAUCAGACAGAGCGAUAGAGCAGGCACUUGUGACAUUGAAGAAGGGUGCUCAUCUUCUGAAGUUUCGACGAAGAGGAAAACCUAAAUUCUGUCCAUUCAGGCUGUCCGCGGAUGAGAAAUUCUUGAUCUGGUACUCGGGCCAGGAGGAAAAACAAUUGAGAUUAAGCUCAGUUACAGAGAUCAUUGGUGGACAGAGGACUACAAAUUUUCAAAGACAACUUCAACCCGACAAAGAAUCUCAUUCCUUUUCAAUAAUAUACGAGAAUGGUCAAUGCUCUCUUGAUUUGAUAUGUAAGGACAAGGCUCAAACCGACGCUUGGUGUUUAGGAUUGCAAGCUUUACUAUCCAGACUACAUCAAUCCAGACGGUUGUGUACUUUAAAGAACGAAAGAGGAUCGCAAUCUUCUCUGAACAGCCCGGCUGGUUUUAUGCGUAGAAAGGGAAAUCUAAGCAUUUCCCAGGAGAGUAUAAUCCUUUCUCAGGUGCACAGUUUGUCUGAUAGUCCAGUUCAAUCAAUCGCUGAGCGGUCCUUUUCUGAUGGCAUAUCGUGUUCUUCUGAUAGCUUAUACUGUCGGUCAAGCUUAUCUAGUCUACCAGGUGAUAUGGUUAAACUCACUCCGAGUUCACCGUAUAUGGAACCAGAAGAUCACAAUAAGAGAGAAUCAACCAUAUUAACAACCAUUCAAAAGUCUCCUAAUUGCGUUAAGUUUGAUGACAGCAAGAAGACAAGAGAAAUAACAUUUCCAAAUAAUUCGCUUCCUCCAUUAGUUUCAACUUCGAACAUUGACAAAAGUAUUUUGAGGGAUGUCUUCAUUUGGGGAGCCGGUAUUAUACAAGGAGGAGGGUCCGAUGUCCUAUUAUUACCCAAGUUAUUAGAGUCAACCGUGGCAUUAGAAGCCCACGAAAUAGCAUUGGGCACGAAUCGUGCCGCUUUAGUAACGAAACUCGGAGACGUCUUCCAUUGGGGAGAGGGACUCCGAGUAGGAAUGAGGAACAAACUUAGUUCCGACAUUGUGGGACUAACAGCUGUCGACACAUUAUCGAGUGUCCCAGUUAAGUCGGUUGUUUGCAGCGAGUAUCGAACUUGUGCUGUGACCUUUUGUGGCGAACUCUACACUUGGGGAGACGAAAGCCAUUGUUGGCCACGUAGGAUUUGCGGUUCACUAGACGGGGUAAGCGUAUCACUCAUUGCUUGUGGCGAAUGGCAUAUGGCGGUUGUAACAACCUCGGGUCGGUUAUUUACUUUCGGCGACGGAUCAUUCGGUGCUCUUGGCCAUGGGGAUUGCUUAAGCGUCUCUCAGCCUAAAGAAGUUGCUUCUCUUAGAGGAAUGUGGGUGAAGACGGUUGCGUGUGGGUCGUGGCACACGGCAGCUGUGGUUGAUAAGCAAUCCGACGGUUGUAAUGGUCGGGUCGGGAAACUAUUUACGUGGGGAGAUGGAGACAAUGGAAAGCUUGGUCAAGAGAUGAAGCUGAUCCCAACUUGCGUUUCGCGUCUUUCUGAUCACAACUUCGUUCAAGUAGCUUGUGGGAGGACGUUUACGGUUGGGCUAACUAAUACGGGUAAGGUAUAUACGAUGGGAAGCUCGGUUAAUGGUCAAUUGGGGAACCCGGAAGCUAAAGAUAAAUCCACGACGGCUGUCGAGGGAAAGCUUAAGAAGGAGUUUGUUAGUAUGAUUUCUUCCGGAUCUUAUCAUGUUGCCGUCUUGACGUCCAACGGCUGUGUUUAUACGUGGGGGAAAGGUGAAAAGGGGCAGUUGGGAUUGGGCGACACGGAAAAUAGAAGCUCUCCGACGUUGGUCGAGAGCCUAAGAGGUAAGGUAGUGGAGAGAGUCGUCUGCGGAUCUAGUUCGACGGCUGCGAUUAGUUUGCACAAAUCUGUAUCGGGUACGGACCAAAACAGUUGCAAGUCGUGUGGGUUGACUUUUGGUUUCUCUCGGAAGAAGCAUAACUGUUAUAACUGUGGACUAGCAUUCUGUCGCACAUGCUGUAGUAAGAAGUCAGCAAACGCGUCUCUGGCUCCGAAGAAAGGGAAGGAAUUCCGUGUUUGUGAUCCCUGCUUCAGUCAACUUGAUAGAGUAGCGAAUUCGGGUAGGUUUCCAAAAGCGGGCAGUUUCAGUCCGAGGCUGUUCAUCACCACCCCACGGAAGGAAGUGUUUGACGUCGUGAAUGGGAAGACAGUUAGUACUCCAAGGGAAAUGAGUUCAAUGCAGCAGAAACCACCACCUUAUGGCACGAAGGUGGUAGUCGAGUCCAUAGAAGAUUCCGUUGCUUCUAUUUCAUGUAGGUUGGACAAAUGGGGAAAUGUACCUUUCCCUUCAUUAUUUCAAAAUUUUGGUUCCCUAAACAACUUAGGGACAGUAAUUGAAAGUCGCUGCGUACCGUCAACCCCAGCCUGUUCUAGAUCAAACCGCUCUGUUUCACAUUCUGUUCUAAAUUAUGACAAGGUUAUGUCUCAAGAGAUUACCAAGUUGAAGUCCGAGGUUGAGAGUCUCAGAAAGUUAUGCGGAAGGAGAGACGAGGAACUUAAAGAAGCGAAACAGAAAAUUGAAGAGGCUUGGUCGAUAGCUAAGACAGAAGUUGCGAAAUGUAAAGCCGCGAAAGAUGUCAUAAAAGCCUUGACGUUGAGGCUUCAUUCUAUGAUGUCGUCUCAAAUAACAUCGAUUGGAGAAGAUGACAGUCUUAUUAAGAAGAAGGUAGGUGAGGUGGCGUUGAGGCGACAAGUGGAGGAGAGUGUCUGCAACUCUCCAAUGAUGUUCUCCACUAAACUUAAAUCCCUGCGCACUCAUAAGGAUCUUGGCGAGCCAACAGACGAAUCAACAGCAACAGCUGUUAAUAGGAAUAAGAAAAAGAGAACUGACGAGUUGGGAGAAAAUGGAUUAUUGAAGGGCUUGCCGGGCCAACAACAAGAAGAAUGGGUAGACAAAUACGAACCGGGCGUGUAUGUAACACUCACAACUCUGCCUUGUGGACAAAAGGACCUCAAGCGAGUGCGGUUCAGCCGAAGGAAAUUUACAGACAAGGAUGCAGAGAAAUGGUGGGAAGAACAUCAAUUGGAGGUUUACAGGAAGUAUGAGAUUGAAGAAGAAGAACAGAUUCGAAGCUAGAUAUGAUAUGAGAUUACUAGUAACAAAUUAACAGUAGCUAUUAUUAUUAUUAUUAUUAUUAUUAUUAUUAUUAUAUAUAAAUGCCAUGCAACUCUGAUAAUUCUUUGUAUAGAUAGGACCAUUGGACCACAUUAUUGUGUUACUACUCUACUUUGUUACUUCUGCAGUCUGCAUGCAAUUUAC